Ceratosolen solmsi marchali is the source of this 1699-nucleotide messenger RNA. RefSeq names its product tripartite motif-containing protein 45. Bases 11 to 1528 code for a protein of 505 amino acids. The record is from RefSeq and is a predicted model, not a curated record. Gene Ontology annotation, molecular function: zinc ion binding. Lineage: Eukaryota; Metazoa; Arthropoda; Insecta; Hymenoptera; Agaonidae. The transcript has 7 exons.
AACACUAUCCAUGGAUAAAGAAAAUAAAGAAGAAAUAAGAAAUAAAGGAGCAAAAGAGACUUUUAUAUUUGGUAGUUGGAAAUGCAGGAAUCCACGAAAAAUAAGAAUAAAGCCAAGAGACAUCUCCUCAAAUGAAUUAGAAAGGGACGAAUCAAUUUACAUAAACAAAGAUGUAAAUUUACAAUCAAAUUACCAAAAUAACCAAAAUACUCUCCCAUCUUCGUCAAGUAUUUAUAAUUCUUUUAACAUAGAAGAACAGAAUGAAAUCAAUGUCACGAGAAGGGCUAUUUCUGUUUAUGAUCAAUUGCACGAGCAAGAUUUUUGGUGUCCUAGAUGCAACAGCAAAAUGGAAGAACCCAGAUUGCUGCCUUGCCUACAUUCAGUUUGUAAUAAUUGUGUCAAUGAAUUUAUGAACAAAGAAUAUCAUGGGCCGUUUCCGUUAGUUGACGAUAGUAUCAGGGAUGCUUUCCAAACUUAUAGGCCAGUCGAGGGUUGUCCGAUAUGUGCCUUUCCUCUGCCAAAAUACGGUUCACCAACUCCACCUCCUCAUUAUUCGCUUCAACAUCGCCUUGUCGUUUACGCAGUACGUCGGCGACUGUCUCAACGUGUCAUUUGCUGCGAUGUCUGUCCCGAGGAAGUGCAGGCGACGCAGCAUUGCUCGAGCUGCCUAUGCAAUCUCUGCCGCGACUGCGGCGCCGAGCACGAGGGUCGGGAACCAGGUCACGCUGUACGUCCUCUCUGGGAGGCGCGGCGCAUCCGUCGACUGGCUGUCUGUCUAGCCCAUCCGGCUCAACCCCUAAGAUUUCACUGCCUAGCUUGCCAGCAGCCGACUUGCCGGGAAUGCGUUUGGCUCGGGGAGCACCGGGGACACGCGAGCGAGGACGCGGCUAGUGCCGGCACCAGGGCUGCCCGGCAACUCGAGAUCGUACUGAGAAGGGCCCGCGCGCUCCUCAAUUCUCUUCUUACCGAGUACGACGAGCAAGUGUUCGAGCCUGGACCUAGAUCGCAGACGGCCCUCGACGUGGCCAGGGACAGCAGCAUACCUCGAACCUGUCACUUUCGGAGCCGAUCGACCAUUUCGUCGCACUCGAAGGAGGCCAGAGAAAGGAUUCAAGAAUUUUCGAGGCUGAGAAGGGCGAGAUACUUGAUCGAUGCUAUAUUCAUUGGAGAGGACUUGAUAGCGAAUGGAUCCGAUGUCGAGAUACUCAGUUUAAAGCGUAUAAUUCUAAAGAGACUUAAGUUUUUGGGUGUGGCGAUCGACGCGCAAGCGCGACUUAAUAAUAGCACUAAUAAAAGCUCAUACCGAGCCCUACAUAGCGGGAUAUAUCAUUGUUGUACAUUCUGCUCAAGUGGGGGGAAGAAAGAAGCCAUUUGCGCCUGCAGUGGAACGAUGCCAGGUGGAUAUAGAGGUUGCGGUCAUGGUCAUCCAGGGCAUCCUGGUAUUCAUCACUGGUCCUGCUGUGGAUCAAUUUAUCGCGAUGGGAUUUGCUUGCUUCCACGAAAACGUACCUUCAAAAUAAGGCUGUAACACUUGACCAAAUUUCAGAGCUUAUAUUUUUUUUACCAAAGACUGCGAAAACAAAAAAAAAUAUGUAGAGUUUCUUAGAUUCUAAUACAUGGGAGUAGAGAAAAGACGGUACUCGAGCAUGUAUAUUGGUAACUCAAAUUUGCCUGUGGAAUGUUCUUGUUAUUAGAGAUG